This is a messenger RNA of Staurois parvus, 612 nucleotides long. The record is from the annotation of a GenBank genome assembly. Lineage: Eukaryota; Metazoa; Chordata; Amphibia; Anura; Ranidae.
GUGGUGCUGAUCGGUGAUUCUGGAGUUGGAAAAAGUAACCUCCUUUCUCGCUUUACCCGUAAUGAGUUCAAUCUAGAGAGUAAAAGCACCAUCGGUGUGGAAUUUGCUACAAGGAGCAUCCAAGUGGACGGUAAAACAAUCAAAGCUCAGAUCUGGGACACGGCCGGACAGGAGAGAUACCGCGCAAUCACCUCUGCGUACUACCGAGGAGCUGUAGGUGCUCUGCUGGUGUAUGAUAUCGCCAAGCAUCUUACCUAUGAAAAUGUGGAAAGGUGGCUGAAAGAGUUGAGGGACCACGCGGACAACAACAUCGUCAUCAUGCUGGUGGGCAACAAAAGCGACUUGCGCCACCUGAGAGCAGUGCCGACCGAUGAGGCCCGAGCAUUUGCAGAAAAGAAUGGUUUGUCCUUCAUCGAGACUUCAGCCCUGGACUCUACAAAUGUGGAGGCUGCUUUCCAGACCAUCCUGACAGAAAUUUACCGCAUUGUGUCUCAAAAGCAGAUGUCUGACAGACGUGAAAACGACAUGUCCCCAAGUAACAACGUUGUCCCCAUCCAUGUCCCACCCACCACUGAAAAUAAACCAAAGAUGCAGUGCUGUCAGAACAUAUAA